GUAGCCCACAUAGACACGUGCAAAGAAACGUGUGUGCAGCCUGCGGCACCAUGGACAUCAGCAAGGUAGAUAGGGUGGGCACCUGGGGAAGGCAAUGUGUUCACUCCAGAUUCUCCAGGUGGGACCCCGCCCUUCCAGCCCGCAGCCUCCACCCGGCCCUGGUCCAACAUCUGGAACCUCCGACCCGCCAUCCCUGGCCCCGCCGUCGUCGUCAACUUUCCCGCAAAGCCGCAACUUUUGCGGCUGCCGCGGGCUCCGCCCUCGCGGGGCCCAGCAGCUAGCGGCCAGCGCGCGGCGUGGCACUGCGGUGGCCCUCGGGAGCGCCCGGCGACCGGUCCCCGGCUCCGGCAGCGCGGGCCGUGCCCUCGCCCCCGCCGCCCCGCUGCAGCCCGACUCUGGAAGAAGCGCGGACACUCACCUCCGGAGGACGCCCUCUUCAUCUUCGGGGUCGAGCGGGGCGCGUCGGGCACUGGAAGCGGCUUCGGGGCGGGCGCCCGUCUGCGCGCGGCCGGGUCCGCAUCCAGGCGCCGCCGCUCCGGCCAGGUCCCGGCCCGGCCGCGGGACGAGGCUCGGGCGCUCCGCUCUACCGGGCCGGGCUGGGCUCGCGAGCUACGGGCGCGCAGGGCGAGGGCGGCGGCGUGGACUGGCGGGGAGCUCGCAGCACGGGCCGGGAGAGGAUGAAUGUUUUAUGGGAUCAUGUGGUUUGACGCGCGGAAUCCGCCCGGUCUCCCCGCCGGCCCGGGCGGGGCGGGGCCGGGGCGGGGCCUGGCGCCGGGCGGGGCGCUCACCUGGGCGCGCGGCGCGGGCGCGAACCGGUGGGUACCGGGUGCAGGACCAGCCGGCGGGCGGCGGGAGGGGAGAUGAGGGUGCCUGGCGCGCAGUCCAGGUGGCAGGAGGCGCUCAGCCACCCGGUGCACGGGCCACGCGCGGCCCCAGACAAAGGCGGCGCAUUCCUGAAGAGGCGGCGGCCCCUGCAGGCGACCGCAGGCACCGCGUCCCGGAACGGGCCGUGGGCGCGGGCUCGAGGGCGUGGCGGCCCAGCCUGGCCGAGUCCCGAAGGGAGUGCUGGGCAUCGGAGAGGCGCAGCAGGCCUUUGCGUGGCCCGCUUCCUGCUUGCCCCUUAAAUCCCUUUGCUUGAGAACUGAGUAAGAAAACUGAGAGACAGGCUUAACAGUGUAGUGAUGCUCCCCUCCCCGGUGGUGAAGCCCUCUAUACCCCACCCCCCACCCCUGUCCCAGGAGGGCACUCUGGCCUUGUCUUCCCCUGCUUCUGCACAGGUUCCCAUCUCUUUCCUUUUUGCGAUGGAGAUUAUAGAGUCCGAAGACUCCUUUGAACCCACCCUCCACCAAGCCAGACUAAUAGAAGUCAACACACACACACACACACACACACACACACACACACACACACACACACGUCUCAUCUCCCACUCCUGCUUGGGUGCUCCACCUGGAGUUCCUAAGUGCAUUCUGGAAAACUUCAGCUGGCUGCCAGGCCAUUGUGUGUGUCUCUCCGGCACAUGAGCCAGCCAGGGAGCUGGGUAGGGCUCAUGGUCUGCCUGCCUCACUAGGGAAAGCCAACAUCAAGUAGGCAUGGCAUAGCUUGGAGACCGCUGAAGUGGCUGCAAUGGCCUGGCCCUCUGACCAGACGUGGAGGUUACACUACUCAGGCCUUCCCUGGCUGGUGUACUGUGUCCCCAACCACACCUUUGCCUGCCUUGACCCAGUCUUGGAUUUUCAGGUCACUGGAAAGUGGAUUCAGUUUCCAGGCACCUGGGAGGUGAGGUGGACCCAGAAUGGGCAUUCACAGGCACUUCUCCAUUGCAUACUGGUCACUGAGUGCCAUCAGGUUGGCCCCUGAAGUGGCUGAAUUCUCAUCCCCCUCCGCACCACAUGGGAAGUUUGUCACUCAAGGACAGAUGAAUAACCCAAGGCCAACCUCAGAGAGCCAGCAGAAGGCCAUGGCCUAUCAUCUAGGCCAACACCUUUCUUCCGGCAUCCUUGAAUAUAGCAGUGUCCAAACCAGAAACUGAGCUCUCCUCAAAGACUACCUCAGGCCGUGUGACAUGGCUGAAAAUCUGAGGACAAAGCUUGAGUCCUGGGCUACAAUCUUGGCACUAAGGUUUGGAGAAGGCAUUUCUCUGCUGACUGCCCACUGGAGAGGUAGAGAUUGCGACCCCCUCCUUCCAUUGGUAGGGCCUGGGAUAGGUGUGGGAGAGGAAGGAGAGCCAUUGCAACCACGGAGGCUUCUAGAACCACAAGUCUCUCUAAUCAAAGCUGUUUGCUCUGGGCUGGGGCCUGGACACCCCUGCCUGCUCACCCCUGCCUGCUCACCCCUGCCUGCUCACAGGUCUGUGUGGUGGGAGCAGGGCCAAGAUUUGUAGUGUGAACUGGGUAUCCAUAGUCUAUAGGCAUGUUUCUGUGGUCUGCAUACCCAUUCUGGUCAGGACUUUGGUGCUCCUCUCAGAGGCUGAGUCUGUUGGAUACCUGGAUGCCGGCUAAGGUGUAGGCCAGCUCUGAAGGGGAUCUACUAUGGAGCAAAGUGAGCUGGGUGCUGACCAGUCUGCCUCCAGGAGGACAUUGCUCUCUUCUGAGACAGGGGAUGUGGGAGGUUUAGAGAGGCAUAUUUAUCAGGGUGUGGGCAGUUACUGGGCAAUUCAAGGAACAGAUCCCUUUGCCAGUGGGCAGGCACUGCACCCUCACACCCAGGGCCCCAAGGAUGAGGGAGAGCAGCUGGAAGCUAGUGAUGGGCUGGUGGAGGGCUUAGUAGGAGCUGAAGUCUGGUUAAGAAACAUGGACAGCCUUAGUUGACCCCUGGAGAAGAGUCAGAGGUCCAGUUGGAGAAGCUGGGCCACUUAUUGUCCUGUUGAUGAGGUCUACAAGGAUUGAUUUCUGGGAAGCUCCAUUUGGGCUGGAAGGUGUGAACUCUCCCAGCCUCGUGCUCUUGUGGCUUGGGGAUCGGAAGAGGAUGUGGAGUCUGCAGACAGCUCUCUCCAAAGCCUUGGAUAUAUCAGUCAUUCCCUACCUGGGCUGGACUUGCAGGGCCAGACUGGAGGUCUGUCUGGAUUGCCUCCUCACCCCUAGGGUUAGCUUCCCCCAGCACUGCCUCCUACAGUGAGACCCUGCACUAUUGGUGAAAUUAAGGCCACUCCA
This is a messenger RNA of Onychomys torridus (southern grasshopper mouse), 3152 nucleotides long. RefSeq names its product translation initiation factor IF-2-like. The coding region runs from base 95 to 1138 and encodes 347 amino acids. The transcript is spliced from 2 exons. Lineage: Eukaryota; Metazoa; Chordata; Mammalia; Rodentia; Cricetidae. The record is from RefSeq and is a predicted model, not a curated record.